Messenger RNA from Suillus subaureus, 442 nucleotides. RefSeq lists its product as uncharacterized. Bases 49 to 366 code for a protein of 105 amino acids. Lineage: Eukaryota; Fungi; Basidiomycota; Agaricomycetes; Boletales; Suillaceae. The record is from RefSeq and is a predicted model, not a curated record. The transcript is spliced from 6 exons.
CCAGGCAUCACAGGCUGUUACUGGAGCUCAACCAGUAUCCAAUUCCUCAUGCUGUUUCUUCUCUUGUUUGUCUUUCAACUUGGACUGGUCACCCUAACACUCGUUUGUGUCUUCCAGACCUGGCGAAUGUUCAAUGGUGGUAUGCAUGGCAUUCUGGUGAAGCAUAAUAUAUUCUACUAUGCAUGCAGUCUGUUUCUCUCUGCCGUGAAUGUCCUUGCACCAGUAAUGUUUUCUAAUCCCACAUAUUACUCCCUCCUCGAAGAUUUGCAGGCCUUUAUCCUUGCAAUCCUUGCCACACGCAUGCAUCUCUAUCUCUGGCAUAUCGACUGGAACGCACCGUACAGUCACCACAGUUUGACCAUAUAGCUCAUUUGUUGUUGUUCAUGGAGCGAGAUUUGGACUACAAAAUGACUGGUCAUGGGUGGUUUGGCAUGAUGAGUAC